GAAAGAUUUAUCAACACUUAUCAACGAGCUCAACAUUGAGUUCCAAGAAAUGAAAACGAAUCACACAAUGGCUAGAGUGUCUUGCAGCUAGCUUCGUUCGGGUUCAAUGGUUCAAGCUCUAUACAAGUACGAUUCCUACGUGCAAUCGCUUUCUUGGCUUCUUGGGGGAUCAACGUUAUAUAUGCAAAAACCGGCGUCUUGUUUACUUUCAAUAUCGUUAUAGCGACUGACACAUAUUUAAAGAGCAGACAUAAUUGACGUCGAAGGUCAAUAACAGAAGUCACUCGACGACCUUUCUUUGGAAUGAAAUGAUGUCUUCCAAUCGCACUGAUGAAGAUCCAACAUAUUCGAUCAAAUCGAUCAGUCGAUCUGCGAUGUCCGCUAUAUUCGCGAUCACAGCUUUAAUGGGUAAUCUACUAGUUCUGAAAGCAAUACACCGCUUCCGUCGUCUACGUACUUAUUCCAAUACAAUUAUUUGUAACCUCAGCCUGGCGGACGUUUUGUUUUCGACGUUUGUAGCACCAAUAAACGCUUUUUAUUGGUCACAGGAGAAACUGCAACCAAGUUCGUUUACAUGUCACGUAACUGGCGUUGGGGCGCUUUUAUUCGGAAUUUCGUCCAUAUACACAUUGGUGUUCGUGAGUAUUGAGCGCUUUUUGGCGAUAACUUAUCCCUUAAAACAUAGACAGGUAUUUUCGACGAAGGUUAUUGGUAUUGGUCUGAUGAUCAUUUGGUUAUCUACAUUGGCGAUUUGUUUGCUAUCAUUCGCAGUGUCAAAGUACAAGUACAUUGAAAGCUUUUACCACUGUAUAGCUGCCUGGGAUGAAAGCCUUGCGUAUACAGUGACAAUAAUAUGCGUUGGUAAUGUUCUACCAAUGCUCGUGUUAAUCUAUUGCAACGUACGCGUUUUUAAAGUGAUAAGAGACAGGAGAAAAUUGUCGAAAAUACGAAUGACGAAUCCGAAUCGCGACAAGGUGAACGCAAUGAAAAGUUCUCAAAAGAGAGCAUCGUUUAUUGUUAUGAUCGUCAUUAGUGUUUUCGUCAUUUCCUGGACUCCGUACUGCUUGUCGAUGUUGUGUUUGGCAAUCGACGGCUGCAGAUUGCCGCCAUGGUUCAUGUCAGCAUCUGUAGUGCUAACCAUUGCAAACGGCAGCUUUAACCCUCUUAUCUAUGGGCUAUUGAACAAGAACUUUCGUCGAGCUUUUGCCGAGCUGUUGCACUUAUCAAAACGGCAGCAAUUGGCAGUUGUAGCACAAAGUCCAUCACACGGGAUACCAAAAUUCGUUCGAAGCGAACCUUCAACCUCCACCCAAUCGUAGACAAGUUUAACGUGAACUACAGCUAUUACUUAGAUACGAUUAUCAAAUAUAUUUUUCUACCACAGCGAUGAUCUAUGCUAAUUUGUCGUGACGAGAGAAGAAUUAAUAGAUUAUAUUUGUGAUCUUAUGUUUUAUGACAUGCAGAGUUAUCGUUUCAACAUUUUACAAUUCAAUGUAUGCAUUUGGUAAACGUUGGGCACUGAAACAUUGACUUUUGUUAGAUAGCUACGUAAUCUUACAACAUAUCUACGGAAUAAAUUAUUACAAUUA
Messenger RNA from Xenia sp. Carnegie-2017, 1589 nucleotides. RefSeq names its product melatonin receptor type 1A-like. NCBI's taxonomy places the organism in Eukaryota, Metazoa, Cnidaria, Anthozoa, Malacalcyonacea, Xeniidae. Gene Ontology annotation, cellular component: membrane. The record is from RefSeq and is a predicted model, not a curated record. Gene Ontology annotation, molecular function: G protein-coupled receptor activity. The coding region runs from base 309 to 1319 and encodes 336 amino acids. The transcript is spliced from 3 exons. Gene Ontology annotation, biological process: G protein-coupled receptor signaling pathway.